GCGUGUUUCUUAACCUGAGCUAUAUUGACUCGUAGUAUUUUACAAAUUUAGCUAUGGAGUCGUUAUUGCAAUAUUGUAUAAAUUAACUUUACAAUGAUUAAAUCGUCGAUACGCCGAAGGAAGAUAAAGUAAGAAAAUAAAGUAAAAGAAAAUUAGUGAGAAAUAAAUUGGAAGAAUGGCUACUGAGCGGAAAGACGAGGCAACAGCGGUGGAGCAGAGAAAGUCUCUUUCGUCGGCUCUACCUUUUAUAAGCGCUGGCAUAUCCGGAAUGUGCGGGACGCUUUGCGUUCAUCCAAUGGACGUCCUAAAGAUUCGAAUGCAAAUGAACAACGAAUCCAUCCCCAUAAUUAAUAUCAUCGGAUCUAUAAUACGCCGUGAAGGUCCUUUGACUUUUUACGACGGAUUAAGUGCCGGACUCUUCCGACAAGCACUCUAUACGUCUGCUAGAUUGGGUAUCUACAAUAAACUUCACGACGCACACAUAACCUAUUACGCGCAGAGACCGACAAUUAUAAUUUUGAUAUUCAUCGCAGCGAUUUCCGGUUCUCUUGGUGCAUUUAUCAGCACACCAGCGGACGUCGCUUUAGUUAGGAUGAGCUCGGAUGGAAGAUUAUCAUCAGAGCAAAGAAGAAACUACAAAAACGUCUUUGAUGCCUUCUAUCAAAUGGUCAAAAAGAGCGGGGUGAGAAGUCUGUGGCGAGGUACCGGUAUUACCAUGGGUCGAGCUACGGUCGUCAACGUCUCUCAACUAGCCACCUACAGCCAAGCCAAAACUACCAUCGCAACAAAGUUUCAUGUCCCCGAGGGCUAUCCUCUUCACUUUUACGCCUCGUUGAUAUCCGGAAUCAUAACGACCGUCAAUUCGAUGCCAUUAGACAUCGCCAAGACACGGAUACAAAAUAUACGUACGGCUAAGUCCUACUCGAUUCUCGGUGUCAUCGUCAAUAUUAUCGAGCACGAGGGCAUCCAGGCGCUGUGGAAAGGAUUUUGGCCGAGUUACUGCAAAAUAGGCACCCACACCACCAUAAUGCUCAUGUGCAACGAGUGGAUCACCAAAUUCUAUAGAAUCACCUUUCUGGAAUGAACGACACUCAACUUGUUCGCGCUAGCUUUACCUUAUCAAUGGGAAUGUCCUGCCCGAAAUGUAUGCCAAGCGACUUUCGAUUAAUCACUUUAAAUCGUCACUAGCUACUCACCAGCGAUCUCCACUUUACUUAUAUCAACUCCAUAUUAACAUUAAAUUACAAAAUUUCAUUACAAGCCUUUCUAGCGAUAAUUAC
This is a messenger RNA of Ceratosolen solmsi marchali, 1280 nucleotides long. RefSeq names its product mitochondrial 2-oxoglutarate/malate carrier protein-like. The record is from RefSeq and is a predicted model, not a curated record. Lineage: Eukaryota; Metazoa; Arthropoda; Insecta; Hymenoptera; Agaonidae. The coding region runs from base 176 to 1084 and encodes 302 amino acids. The transcript has 5 exons.